AUGGAAAGUAAGCGUGCGUUUGCUAUCGGUACGGACGCCGAGCGACUCCCUACCGCCAACCCAGGUGGUGCUGACGUCGAAGUUACUGAACAUACUGGUUGUUUCGAGGAUGCUCUCUCCCAAACGGUAGUUAAUGAGACGAAAAGCAAAGAUUACGAUUGGGAUCACAACGUCGAAGAAGUCGGUGAUAAAUUCUCGCAUGCUGAAAUUAUUCGUCAGGAUGUCGAAAGGGGAGUUGUAAGAGUUGAUAAUGACUACGAGGAUGCAAGCUGUCAUGAUCCUGCGUUAUUACUUCUCGAUAAUUUGCCCAAG
This is a messenger RNA of Paraglomus occultum, 312 nucleotides long. NCBI's taxonomy places the organism in Eukaryota, Fungi, Glomeromycota, Glomeromycetes, Paraglomerales, Paraglomeraceae. The record is from the annotation of a GenBank genome assembly.